Didymodactylos carnosus is the source of this 3764-nucleotide messenger RNA. The record is from the annotation of a GenBank genome assembly. Lineage: Eukaryota; Metazoa; Rotifera; Eurotatoria; Philodinida; Philodinidae.
GUAGAACGUCUGCUGAUCGCAUUUCCUAACGUAGAACCUUGAAGUUGGUAUCGAAUGAAAGAGCACGUCGACUUCUAUAUAUUUCGACAGAGAAAAGUUAUGCUACACCUCGGAGUCUUGAGAUAGACAUCUCUGAAAAAUCCGGUUUUCUUGAAAAUCUAGUGAUCUUAAAGUUUCUCUCAGAAGCUUUUCAACCAUAUCAUUGGAUAGCUCCUUCAAUUCUUCAUAAAAUGAGAUGCUGGUCAAGUUUCUACGAUCGUGGUGAAGUUUCUACGUCUCAAAAGGUGGCAUAGAAAAUACGAUACCGAUCGAAAACUGAAUUUAUAUUCAUAAUGUUAAAAAGCCGGUAACUCGGUGAUCCACGGUUUUCCAGAAACCUUAUUAUCAAGAUUUCUCAUAAAAUGGCGAUAUGCACCUCGUCUGAUAGAAAAAUCUUCGGGAUAUUCAAAACAAUAUCCAGAUUGGUUUGAACCUUUACUGAAAAAUCAAAAACAAAGGAAUUUUUUAUGAUUAUGAAACACUGUACUGCAUAUAUAACACCCAAAGGCUUCUUUUGCACAUCUUUGAUCACGGGCUCCAACUGUCUAGAUAUUCUGACCAGCUAAGUUUGUAGAGAAUUUCACGGACUAGCUAAUGGUAUUCUUUUGAAAAAUAUAUAGUUUUUCAUUAAGACAGAAAAGGCUUCUAAAUGAGUAUUCUGCAGCUGUUUUCCGAAAUUCAACGCGUUUUUACAUGUCUUUGAUGACUGACCCCACCAGUCACGAUAUUCUAACUAGCUUACUUUGUAGAGAAUUUCAAGAGCUAUCUAAUCAUGUAUAACUGGAAACUUACAUCCCUUUUUGGCAAGAUUUUCUGGUCAAUGACCUUUCCACAUUCGAUAUCGUCCUGUAUAAUAGAAGUAAUAAAAGUAAGUAAACCGUAAAAUUUAAUUUAAAUACCCAAACCAGAAAAUUUAAAAAAUUUCUCGCGUGAGGGACUACAGAAUUUGAUUCUGAACAACUUUUGUACCCAGAGUUUUGCUUCAAAAUGCUUGGUUCGGGCGAAACUAGCCGUAAGGUGAGGUGAAAAAGUCUUCGCUGAGCUAAAAACCAGCGAUAUUUUCAAGUUUUGAAUUUUUUCUUCAAGCCUUCCCGGUUUGUGCAUGUGAUCUUAAAGAAUCAAAUCAUGUUGCUAGAUAGAGUUAAGUAUCAGCCAGUUUUUGACAAAGUUUGGAAGUGGUACUGUAUUCCUUUGACCAGCUGCAGAAAUUUUAGUGAAGGAUAUGAAAAGUGAAAAUUUCAGGUUUUGCUUGAAAAAUAUUUUUUUCUAAAAGAACAACCAUGUUCUUUUAAUUCUUUUAGCGCCAGUUUAUAGCGCGUCUUCCAGUCUACAAAAUCCGGUAUAAACAAUGUCUUCACUAUACUUCCUUACUGAGUUGACUUUUUUCAUCUCUUGUUAGUAAAUGGUCAAAGCUUUUAAAAAGUUAUUUUUUGAGAAACGAUUAUAGUUUCAAGCCAAAACUUAUACAUGGUUAGAUGCGCAAUAGAAUUUCUCUAUCGAACCUGCUAUUCAGUAUUUUGAUGCUUCCAAGUUUUUAAAUCUGGCAGGGUCCUUUUGUUGGUAUACUCACGUAUUUUUAACGCAGACGGUUACAUGGGAUGCGCUGCAGUUUCUCCUCUCUUUCAUGUUCUAUGGAAGCUUAAGAAGAAGGUUACGGCUAUAAAGAUACAACAGAUCUAAAAAAUUUCAUUCAUUAUAAGUAUUGACAAUGACAUUGAAUUCUGUGGAAAAAAUUACGCAUAUUUUGGAAGAGGAAGAAUCACCUGAAAUGUUGGGCCUAAUCUUACCUGAGGUUGGAAACCUUGAACAAAGAGACCUUCAUUAGACUUCUCCGAGCUUUUAAACUGGCCUUUAUUCACUAACAGUGCAAUAUUUAACAAAAACAUUUUCUGAAUAAAGACUCGUGAUUCAUCAGUGGUAGGUCCAGACAAUAUGAAAAAGACGAUGUUUUUGUCUUUCUCUAAGACUCAUCAAUUAAGUUCAUUUUUUUAAUAACAUGAAACUGAUGGGUUCGUUAAUGAUUAAUAUUACUUCGUCCUGAAUAUAUUAAUGAGUGUGUAUGAUUUUUUUAUGUUCCAAUGUUGGCAGGUAUUCUCAGUAACAAAAAAAACAAGUCUGACAUCCCACAUUAUAAAUAUGCAUUUAAAAUUACUAUCAUGAAGCAGUAAAUAUUAUUUAACGAAACCAUUAAAAUGUUUUUCUUCCUACAGAAAAAAUAUUUUUCUUCUACUAAAUGUCAGGAAUGCAUUAUUUCUAUGAUUUCAUCGAGUAUAUGUAUAUGCUUGGAAGAACAGUAAUCGAUUAACUACACAAGUUUGGAGCUGCCAGAAAGAAACAUAUUUUUGUCCAAUACUUAUCAAUAACAAGAAUGCGUACGAUUCCGUAUUUGUUAGUCUGUUUGAUACUGCUGCUUUGUGUAGGUAUGUUAAGAAUACGUUCUGGCUUUCUGCUAUUGACUGAUCUCAUUCUUUUUUGUAGCUGCAUCAACAUGUGCGAACGUGUAUUAUGUAUCGAAAUCUGGACAUAACAAUAAUUCGGGUUUGAGUUUAACGCAAUCAUGGCUAACUGUUCAAAAGGCAGCAAACACAGCUUUACCAGGCUCUACAGUCUAUGUUCGAGCUGGAACAUACAUGGAAACUGUGACAAUCAACGUCCAAGGAAAUUCGAAAGAUGGCUAUAUCACAUUCCAAAAUUACCAACAGGAGAAAGUAAUCCUUUCCGGUCAAAAUGCUAAGAGUACAUCGGUGGGUGACAUUCUUAAUCUGAUUUACAUUGAAGACAAGAGUUAUUUGAAAAUCAUAGGUUUUGAACUAACAUCUCUCCGCGCUGUUGAAUGUUCAGGGAUUCGAAUCGUGGGCUCAGGGUCGUUUAUCGAACUGAGACAGAAUGUAAUCCAUAAUAUUAAGGGUGGAGGAAAUGAGGGAGGGGCGAUGGCCAUUACGGUUUAUAACAAGAAUCAGCAGCAAUCCCGUUCGGAACUGAUUAUCUCCAACAACACAAUCUACGACUGUGAGCCAGCUUGGUCCGAAGCACUUACUUUGAAUGGAAACAUCGAGCACUUUCAAGUAACGUAUAAUCUCGUACACGACGUUAAUAAUAUUGCAAUUGAUUUUAUUGGGGGUGAAAGUGGAAUGGGCUCAAAGGUAACUCGCUCUGGUCUCUGUUCAAAUAACACUGUUUACAAUGUAAAUUCGUCGUACGACCAAAGUGCAGCCGGAAUUUAUGUAGACGGCGCGAAAAACAUCACCAUCAAAUUCAAUCGUGUGUACAACUCGAACUUGGGAAUUGAAAUCGGAGCAGAGAAUAAGGGUAUCGUAGCAUCAGAAAUACUCGUUACGAAUAAUUAUUUAUACAAUAAUUAUAAGUUGGGUUUGGCUUUUGGAGACGUGGCCGUGUUCAGAACUGUCAGAAACGAACAUUCAUUUCAGAAUAAUGUUUUAGAAAACAACGAUCGGCAGCAAACUGGUAAUGGCGAAAUUGUCGUCUCCUAUGCCUCCCGAAAUAAAGUCCUGCAAAACACCAUAAAACCAAAUAGCCAGAAUAUCGUCAUGUUUACCUUACCUAAGGGAAAUGAAGACAAUUCAUUCGAUUAUAAUUUAUAUCAUCCAAAUGGAAAGGACUCGACAGGGGAUGAUUUGAUAUUCAACUGGAAUAAUAAGGAAUACGAUGGACUGACCCAGUUUCAACAGGAAACAGGUCAAGAAAAACAUGCCAAAGUGUAUUAG